Tarenaya hassleriana is the source of this 1017-nucleotide messenger RNA. RefSeq names its product protein FATTY ACID EXPORT 2, chloroplastic-like. Gene Ontology annotation, cellular component: membrane. Bases 37 to 789 code for a protein of 250 amino acids. The record is from RefSeq and is a predicted model, not a curated record. The transcript is spliced from 3 exons. NCBI's taxonomy places the organism in Eukaryota, Viridiplantae, Streptophyta, Magnoliopsida, Brassicales, Cleomaceae.
AGUGGCGGCGAAGACAGACGAGAAGCAAGAGAAAAAAUGGCGGAUUUGCUGUUGGGUUCUUCGGCACAGUCCUCUCUUCUUCACCUGAGACCGAAGCUCCGAUUCACGAACUCUACUUCUCCAUCGAUCCAAAGGCUCUCGUUCCUUAAAUCUGGCGGAUUUCGUGCUCUCGCUUUCGCCUCCGAUCACCGGCGGUGUCAGUUCGGUACCAUCGCCGUCGCCGAUUUGAUUGUUCCCUUGGAUUCUACCAUAUUGUCUACGGUCACCUCGGUUACUGCCAAUGGCGUUGAUUCAGGGAUCAGAACGGUUGAAAUCGAGUCUGAGACGGGCGGCGGAGGAGAUGGGGGUGAUCAGUUGGGCGGCGGCGGCGGCGGAGGAGGAGGAGGAGGCAGUGGAGAUGGAGAUGGCGGGAAACAGGACGGAGAUGGCGAGGAGUCGCAGGAUGAUGGAAAGGGAAAGAUGGGAUUGUCUAUGUCACAGAAGUUGACUCUUGGUUACGCUGCUCUUGUUGGAGUGGGUGGAUUGAUGGGUUACCUAAAGAGUGGUAGCCAGAAAUCGCUGCUUGCCGGUGGACUGUCAGCUGCUGUUUUGUUUUACGUUUUUCGGGAACUUCCGACAAAACCUGUUUUAGCAUCGACCGUUGGCGUAGCGAUGGCGGCUGCAUUGACGUGGAUGAUGGGAACCCGUUUCAUGAGAUCGAAGAAGAUAUUUCCAGCUGGAGUUGUGUCGUUUGUAUCGUUUAUAAUGACCGGAGGCUAUAUCCAUGGCAUCAUGCGCAGCUUUCACUAAACUAAAUGCUCACUCCUUCCUCUGCCCGGCCUGAUCAAUGUUUGGUGAGUGUACCCCUUUUAUCUUAUCAGAAUCGAUGGUAAAGCGGCUGUGUGGAAAUGCCCAAGAGACUGGAAAUGUACUGAUUUGGUAUGAACAGUUGUAACUUAGUCCCUUUUUUUUCACGCAAAGACAUUUGAGAAGAGGUGGCUUUGGAUAAGGGUGGCUUAUUUGGUUUGGUUUCGAUUA